AGGUUAAGCUCAAAAAUAUUGCCUCUGUUGAGGAUUAUCCCCCUCGACAAACUUUUAUCUGUUCCUUGCCGUUUUGCUUCGUUUUCUUUUUGCUUCCUCCCGCGUGUGCUACAACAGCUAUGAACGUUUGUCGGUUCCUCCUGACCAUCUUCUUCAUCAUGCAAGGGGGCCUGUGGAACAACUUGAUGAAGAAGCAGUGAAUGAAAACUUCUGUUUGUCGAUCUACUGAGUGUCUCUAUUGGGAAGUCUCUGUUUUUGGCACGUUACUCCGGAGACGAAAGCUGAGCAUAGGCAGCUUUGCGAGAAGAGUAGCUGCGGAAGAAGAACGGAAACGGAAGACGCCUAUUGUCCGGCACCGCAUCGAGUCGUUGAAACUAAAUCUUUGCGAUGAAGAUGGACUUUUUCUUUGCAGCUCAAUGUUCAGAUCUGUUGUUGUCCCGUUUCUUUUGUCUGCUGAACCGAUUGGCGAAGCCAUUCCCAUUCAGGACGGAUCAUCCGACGAAGAAGACUUGAGACUGGAGAGCAAAAUACGCAACUCAGUUGCAGCAGUGAAGCAGAAAUCCCGCGCCCAGCAAAGCGUCGACUCAGACUUUCUGGGAUUCAAACCCAAGAGAAGUGUUACUCUGCACUUUGGCGCUAUUUGGUUGCUGGACUAG
Molecule: messenger RNA, 656 nt
Organism: Notodromas monacha
Lineage: Eukaryota; Metazoa; Arthropoda; Ostracoda; Podocopida; Cyprididae
Source: the annotation of a GenBank genome assembly